AUGUUAACAGGCAAUGGUACUAUCGGACCGUAUGUUAGACGCAAGCGUCCUGUGAUCUCAUGCAGAGAAUGUCACCGGCGUAAACAAAAGUGCGAUCGUCGUCAGCCAUGUGCAAAUUGUAUCAGGCGGGGCAAGAGAGAUGCCUGUUACUACGAGCUGGAAGAUAACGAUACGCGGUCUACUGUCCCUCCUGAAAACCAGUCAAUCGAAAGUGUCUCGGAAAGCUGCUGGAAGACCGUGUUGGCGACUUCUAACAACGCUGGAGAUGAGUUCGCUCGACGGGGCUACGCCAAAAACACAAAGGGAACUCCAGGAAUUAUCCACGCCCUGGGAGAAUCCGCAAGCCUCCUGGAUAACUCGCAUCCCCGAAACGGCUUUUCCCCAGGUCAAUACAUAUACAUCAUACGAGAACUUCCAUCUUAG
Messenger RNA from Fusarium sp. VM40, 423 nucleotides. NCBI's taxonomy places the organism in Eukaryota, Fungi, Ascomycota, Sordariomycetes, Hypocreales, Nectriaceae. The record is from the annotation of a GenBank genome assembly.